Pundamilia nyererei is the source of this 1985-nucleotide messenger RNA. RefSeq names its product K(lysine) acetyltransferase 7b (gene kat7b). Lineage: Eukaryota; Metazoa; Chordata; Actinopteri; Cichliformes; Cichlidae. The transcript has 14 exons. The record is from RefSeq and is a predicted model, not a curated record. Gene Ontology annotation, molecular function: transcription coregulator activity; histone H4 acetyltransferase activity; histone H3 acetyltransferase activity. Gene Ontology annotation, cellular component: nucleus; chromatin; histone H3-K14 acetyltransferase complex. The coding region runs from base 181 to 1848 and encodes 555 amino acids. Gene Ontology annotation, biological process: regulation of transcription by RNA polymerase II.
ACCGGAAAUUCAUUUCUUCGCUCUGUCUGAGCGAGGAAUGCAGCUCGAGCUACUAAACGCUGUGUACAUAUAAACUAAUAAAGUAAAAAAUCUAUAAAUCAUUAAACAGUUUAUUUUUUAAACGUAACGUUUACAUUUGCUGCUUUAGACCAUCGUGAAGUAGUAGCCAUCAAGAAGAACAUGCCUCGUAGAAGACAGAGACACAUGGCUGGGAGUGGUUCAGAUGGAACUGAAGACUCUGACUCCUCUGCUGAAAGAGAACAGACCAAUAGCUCAGAAAGUGAAGGCACUGUGCCCAAGAGACAGCGCCUCACCAGAGCCUCUACUCGCCUUAGCCAAAGCUCUCAGGAUACUCAGGAAUUAAAGCGAGCUGUGGAUCACGAUGAAUCUCCACCACUGACGCCCACUGGAAAUGCACCCUCCUCUGAAUCAGAGUUGGACAUCUCCAGUCCCAAUGCCUCACAUGAUGAGAGCCAGGCCAAGGACCAAGCCAACAGAGAUUCGGAUAAAGAUCUCUCCCACCGACCUAAACGCCGCCGCUGUCACGAGACCUAUAAUUUCAACAUGAAAUGUCCAACCCCGGGGUGCAAUUCCCUUGGUCACCUCACAGGAAAGCAUGAACGUCAUUUUGCUGUGUCAGGCUGUCCUCUUUACCACAAUCUUUCUGCUGAUGAAUGCAAGGUAAAAGCCAUUAGCCGUGAGAAACAAGAGGAGGAGGUAAAGGCACAGGAGGACAGCAACUCGCGCCAUGCAACUCGUCACCAGACACCAACACCGAAACAGAUUCGAUACAAGGAGCAAGUGGCUGAGAUAAGGAAGGGUCGAAACUCUGGCCUGCAGAAGGAGCAGAAAGAAAAGCAUGUGGAGCAUCGGCAAACACACGGCAACACCAGAGAGCCUCUGCUGGAGAACAUCACCAGUGAAUAUGACCUGGAGCUGUUCAGGAAAGCACAGGCCCGAGCAUCUGAAGACCUGGAGAAGCUGCGCAUCCAGGGUCAGAUCACAGAGGGCAGUAACAUGAUCAAGACUAUCUUGUUUGGUCGCUACGAGCUGGACACCUGGUACCACUCGCCCUAUCCUGAGGAGUAUGCGCGUCUGGGUCGUCUGUACGUCUGUGAAUUCUGCCUCAAAUACAUGAAGAGCCAGACCAUCCUCAGGCGACACAUGGCCAAAUGUGUGUGGAAGCAUCCUCCAGGAGAUGAGGUGUACAGAAAGGGGUCUAUAUCUGUUUUUGAAGUCGAUGGCAAAAAGAAUAAGAUCUACUGUCAGAACUUGUGUUUACUUGCCAAGCUUUUUCUGGACCACAAAACACUUUACUAUGACGUGGAGCCUUUUCUCUUCUAUGUCAUGACUGAAGCUGACAACACUGGCUGCCAUUUAGUAGGCUAUUUUUCAAAGGAGAAAAAUUCCUUCCUGAACUACAAUGUAUCCUGUAUCCUGACAAUGCCACAGUACAUGAGACAAGGCUUUGGAAAGAUGCUCAUUGACUUUAGUUAUCUGUUGUCUAAAGUUGAGGAGAAGGUGGGCUCGCCAGAGAGACCUCUCUCUGAUCUGGGCCUCAUCAGUUACAGGAGUUACUGGAAGGAGGUAUUACUCAGAUACAUGUACAACUUUCAAGGCAAGGAGAUCUCCAUCAAAGAGAUCAGUCAGGAAACUGCUGUCAACCCGGUGGACAUUGUGAGCACCCUGCAGUCUCUUCAGAUGCUGAAGUAUUGGAAGGGAAAGCACUUAGUACUGAAGCGUCAGGACCUGAUUGAUGAGUGGAAAGCAAAGGAGAUCAAGCGAGGCAAUAGCAACAAAACCAUCGACCCAAGCUCGCUAAAAUGGACCCCUCCCAAAGGGACAUAAACACUGAGAAGCUCAGGCUACUGAAAACACUCGCCUCUAGCCUCACCAGCCACAAGUAGCCUAGACCUAUGAACUGUCAAUAAAGAUCAGUGUUUUUUUUCUUUCAUCCCUUUGACCCUGUUUAUUUCUUCUUGUCU